AUGAGAACAAGAACUCUUAUACGAGCAAGAACCACCGCAAUGCAAGCUUACCAACAAUGUAUAAAUGACCUCCUCUCAUAUGUAUUUAAUGGCAGCCAACCUCCACCUACAAUGGUUAAUACUCCUAGUCAACACGGUCUCCCUCGUGCAUGUGCUCCUCUACGUGGAUUCCCUAUCGUUGUGAUAUUACUUCUAUGUUGCAAGGAAGUAGCAUGUUUGAGUGAGUUUCGUGUGGAUGGGUCUCACCUUGUACAAAGUGUGUUAAGCUAUGUGUAUAGAAUGAAGUUGAAACACAGUGUUUCCCUGAAGGGUGCAACUUUUACUGCUACAAAUAAUACAUCCGCAGCUGCAUCAAUGAUUUGCAAUGAAGAAGGCAUCAUGUUCAAACUGGUCAUGGCUAAAACUAAUAUGCCUGACAUGGAUAUCCUUUCUUUUCUGAAUUUAGUACUUGAAAAGGACAUUCCUGUCAUCUUUAUCAACACUGGAGUAUUUGAUGAUGUAAGUAGGAAAGCUUUAUCUACAGGACUAUGUUAUUUCCUUCAGGAGCCAAUCACUCCCAAUGAUCUUAAAUAUCUAUGGCAACAUGUGUAUCACUCAAGAGCCUCUUCAGCCAGAAACACUCAAAAUGCAGGCUUUCAGAGCAUUGAGCCCCAUGCAGAAGGAUUACAGAAUACCCAGAUGAAACAGUUGACAAACAACGAAUGCCAGGUUCUUGGAGCAAAAAGAGGAAGAAACGAUGCUGACAUAAAAGGAAAGAGAAUUGAUUGGGACUACACAAUGCCAACCACACAGUGCCCGGUUCACCAAGCAUAUGGAGACAUAAACCGUGUUGAAGAUAUGGGCAAACAGAAAGAAAAGAAAAAUGUUGAACAAGAAAAGCCAGAUUCAUUGAGAUCGGCCAAGAUGAACUCUAACAUCAAUGAAUAUCUCAGAGUUUCUGAGUUAAAAAAACGUUGCACUGUUUGGACUCCUGAGUUGCACCAAGAGUUUUUAAAGGCCGUGCAAGAACUAGGAGAGAACAAUGCUCGUCCAAAACAGAUAUUAGUUCAGAUGAAUCUCAACGGGCCUUAUUACCUCACUGUUCGCCAGGUUGCAAGUCAUCUGCAGAAAUACAGAUUGCGGUUGAAAGGUGAAGAGAAGUCUCGCAAUUCGAAUUUGCCUACAGUAAGAACAUCAUCAUCCUCAAUGCAAAAAGCCAACUAUUCCCCACCUGAAGGGUCCACCUUGGAAGAAAACGGUCUCCCAGCACCAAAGGUUAUCUUGAAUGUGAAUCAUAAUCAAGACCAGAUUGCAGUGAACAACGCGGAAAAGCAAGCAGAUGCUUCGGAUUCACAGCCUAUGCCAGGUCCUUCAGUGGAUCUAAAUAUAUCUGAAACUGAUUUCUAUGAACUCGUAAGAUCGUUUGUGGAAGACUGUGACUGUUGUAAUUUGUAUAAAAACGAAUCCAAUCCUGCUGCUGAUGGUGAAUGCACUGAGAUGCUAAGAAAAGUUCUAGAUGGAAAGAGUUCCUCUUAA
Molecule: messenger RNA, 1515 nt
Organism: Sphenostylis stenocarpa
Lineage: Eukaryota; Viridiplantae; Streptophyta; Magnoliopsida; Fabales; Fabaceae
Source: the annotation of a GenBank genome assembly